UCGCCUCUCUGUGUAAUUUGACCAUUUCACCCUUCGUAACGGAAGACGGGCAAUACAUUAGUUUGUUACUUCCUUCCUCCCCCUUUUUUUGUUUGUUCUGUUUCUAUUUUUUUUUCUUCCUUCAAUUCAAAUCCUUAAAACUGUCGCCGGAGAAAAACAUAUGAUCGGAACCGGAAAGUACCUCAUUGGGCUCGCCGGAGAAAGUGGCUUCGGCUCCAAAUCCACGGCCGAAGAGGUCACCAAGAACUGCGACCUCCGCUCAAUCACCGCCAUAAUCACCGGUGCGACGUCGGGGAUCGGAGCGGAGACGGCGAGGGUGCUGGCGAAACGAGGAGCCAGGCUGAUCUUGCCGGCGAGGAACGUGAAGACGGCGGAGGAAACGAAGAUGAGGAUCGUCGCUGAGUCUCCGGCGGCGGAGAUCAUCGUCAUGGAGCUUGAUCUCAGCUCUCUUUCCUCCGUACGGAGAUUCGUCGCGGAGUUCGAGUCCCUCGAUCUCCCUAUCAAUCUACUCAUAAACAACGCAGGCAAGUUAGCACAUGAACAUGUAAUAUCCGAAGACGGAAUCGAGAUGACAUUCGCAACUAACUAUCUAGGCCAUUUUCUUCUGACAAAGUUGUUGCUUGGGAAGAUGAUCAAAACGGCAGAAGAAUCGGGCGUCCAUGGACGGAUCGUGAGCGUCUCGUCGGGAAUCCACGGCUGGUUUUCCGGCGAUAUGGUCGAGUACCUCCGGCAGAUUUCCCGACCAAAGUGUCAAUUCGAUGCGACACGUGCGUAUGCUCUCUCGAAGCUCGCCAACGUUUUGCAUACAAAGGAGCUCUCUUCCUUUCUCCAGAAACAGGGAGCAAAUGUGACAGUGAACUGUGUUCACCCUGGCAUUGUUAGGACCCGCUUGACAAGAGAACGCGAUGGCUUAUUGACAGAUCUUGCUUUCUUCUUCGCUUCCAAGCUCCUCAAGACCAUCCCCCAAGCAGCGGCCACAACGUGUUACGUGGCGACAAGCACGAGGUUGGUGAACGUAUCGGGGAAGUACUUUGCUGACUGCAACGAAACGGCACCGUCCAGGCUCGCUUCCAAUUCCGCCGAAGCUUCGAGGUUAUGGGCCGCUUCCGAGACUUUGGUGACUCACGGUACCAUAUCCCUUUUCCACCCUUUUACCUAAAAAAAUGAUUUCCAAAUACACUUAGGACAGUAAUGAUCUCCAUAUAGAUUACAUAGUUACUAUAGUCAGAGUUUGAUUCCCACCGAGGUAUACCCCAUGGGACCUUAUUUUUGUUUUAUUUUUAUUUUGUAGCUGCAAAACUUACAUAUGGUAUAUAUAUAUAUAUGUCCAAAUUGUCAAGUGUAUACAAAAAAAAGGAAUAUAAGUGGGUUAGUCAGUGCAAUUUGUAUGUGUGAAUAAUUAAUUAAAUAUUUGAAGUUUGUUUUGGAGUUUU
Tarenaya hassleriana is the source of this 1433-nucleotide messenger RNA. Its product is annotated as short-chain dehydrogenase TIC 32, chloroplastic-like. The transcript is spliced from 8 exons. NCBI's taxonomy places the organism in Eukaryota, Viridiplantae, Streptophyta, Magnoliopsida, Brassicales, Cleomaceae. The record is from RefSeq and is a predicted model, not a curated record. The coding region runs from base 161 to 1159 and encodes 332 amino acids.